This is a messenger RNA of Neolamprologus brichardi, 1035 nucleotides long. Lineage: Eukaryota; Metazoa; Chordata; Actinopteri; Cichliformes; Cichlidae. The record is from RefSeq and is a predicted model, not a curated record.
GCGGACGGUUCAGCGUACUCUCGGAAACAUGAGUAAAGAAAUUAAGAGAGCAGGGCAACCACAGACUGCAAGGGAGCCGUCGCUGCAUCCCUUAGCAGUACCCCUGUUUCCCACUGCAAGCAAAUACCUGCAGGAGAAAUGGGACAAGGCUGCGCACGACAUGGCACAGACCAAGGUGAUGACAGCAAAACCAGUGGUAAACACGGGUCCACCAAAGACAUAUAGUCACCUCACUCCCAAGCAGAAGAAUCACAAGACUGAAUCGCUGAGGAUGCUGGAGAUUCAGAGAGAAAACAAUAGGCUUAGAGAGAGUAUAUCACAUAUUAUGAGCACACCUGGAAGAGUUGACAACUGGAAUUUCUAUGAAAAGAAAAGCCUUGGGAACAAAAAUCAGCAGCUGGAAAUGCUCAGAAUUGCCCAAGAGAAUCAAAGGAUCCAGCUUAAACUGAGCCAGUGUAAACCUUUCUAUAGUGUGUGGGCUUGGCACGAGGAUUGGCUCAAAACUACCGAAGUGAUGGAAAGAAUUAGUCACUAUCCUCAUGACAGAGAAAAUCAGCAAAAGGUGUCCUUUUCUUUCUUCCUUGUGUGUAUUAAAGCUGCAUUGCAUUCCUUAACUUCUAUGCUCUAUAUGCUUUUGUUUCACACUAUAUGUACAAAUCAGAUAAAAAUGUGAACACCUGAUCUCAUGUGUCACUGCUGGGGACAAGAAAAAAGCAGCAAGGUAAGCAGGAAAUGUGGUGCAAAACAAAAGAAGGAAAACGAGCAACAAGGAAGAGGAUACAGGAAUACCGAUACCUUUAAACCAAAUGCACUACCAAAUGAGAAAAGGAAUGAAAGAAAGAAAUCACAAGAUACACCCUAAAAUCCAAAAUAAAUAAAUUAAAGCAGUCAUUCCAUUGAAAAGUCAUAUGUUUUUGAUGUAUUUAAAAAUGCCAAGGACUCCUAAUAAACCUAAAAAUAAAAACAAGAAAAAUGUUAAUGCCGUGCAGUAUUUGUUAUUCUGUGAUUAGGUAAGUAAUUUUAAAUGCAGUUUUC